UCAACAAUUUUCUUUUUCUUCUUCUCUUUCUCUAUCAUCAUUCUACCUAAAACUCCCUCUUUAUCUCAUCUUCAUCUUCUUUCUGUUUUUCGUCAUCUUCAUCUUCUCCCAAACUCUGGGCUACUUGUUGUCUUUCCACUUGGAGUUGAUUUGUUUUCCUCAUCAUCUCAUCAUCUCAACAUCAUCUCAUCUUUUCCCUUGAAAUUUUAUCCCAUAUGUGUUAUUGGUGCUCUUUUUUUUUGGUAAUAUCUUCGCAUGGAUGAUAAUCAACAAUUGAUGUUAAAAAGAGUAAUAAUAUAAUAUCAUAUUAUUAAUAGAAGAAACUGUAUAAUUUAAAGUGUAAAAAAUGGCCUCAAUCUAAUUCUGUCUUUUUUUUUACUUCUAAUAAUCAACAUCAUCUUUAAACUAUUCUUUUUCUUUUUUCUUCUUCUCACCGUCAUCAUUUCUCAUCUUCCUCAAAAUAUCAUCAAAAUUUUGCUUCUUCUUCUUCUUUUUAAUCCUGUCUUCUUUUCUUCUCAGUGUGUAUACUGGUUUACCUGGUCUCUUGUACUUUAUUGAUGACAAAUCUUCUCUUUCUUUUGAGGUGGUGAUUGAGAAUAAAUUCUUUUCUCUUCUUUUAUUAUCUCUUUUUUUGUUCUUUACAUCAAACACCAGUAACAAGGUUAAAACGGUUAAUUUGGUUAACUGUUUUUCUUUUCUUCUAUUCUAUUUUCUAUUCCAUUUGAAUUGCAAACAAAAAGUAAUCAAAGUGUAUCCAUCAAUUUGUUGUGCUUCUUCUGGGUUUUAUCCCAUCACCAUGUUACUUUUUUUAUUCAUCGUGUUAUUAUUGACCGAAGGAAGUUACCAGAAAUGUUAUGAUGAUGAUUUCGUUUCCAAUGGACAUCAUCUUUCAGAUAGUCCAUCUAAUUAUUCACGUUCCCUCAUCUCUGGGUUACAAAAAUUUUCUUUUGACAUUUUACGUUCUCUUCAUAACUUUGAAUCUAAAGACUCAUCGCCUGGAUUAAUAUUAAGUCCAUUCUCAAUCUGGUCUGCUCUCCUUGUUUCCUACAUGGGUGCUCGCCAUGAGACUGACCGUGAGUUAAGGUCAGUAUUGGGGUUGAACAAUGUUCCCAAACAUGCUGUUGGUAUGGCCUAUCAAGGGUUACGUUUUUGGUAUCAAUUGAAGAAAAAUGUUUCCCUCGUAUCAAAGGAACCAUCUAAAAAGAUGGCCUACUCGAUUGCUAAUAAGAUUUUCAUCAAUGAUGCACUUACACUUAAUGAUUGUGUCAAACAACAUUUCGCAACGGAAGCCGCUUCGAUGGAUUUCACCUCAGAUCCUGGAUCAGCUCGUCAGGCUAUCAAUUCAUGGAUAGAAGAGGAAACUCAUGGUAAAAUUAAAGAUCUUAUUCCAGUUGGUGGUGUUACUCAGUGGACGACAAUCAUUAUCGCCAAUGCGCUCUAUUUUCACGCUAAAUGGUACAAUCAGUUUGAUUCAGCGAAAACUGAAGUUGGAACUUUCCAUGUUACCCCUGCUGAGUCAAUUAAAAUUCCCUUCAUGAAAUUAACCGCCAAUCUUAUGUAUGGUGUUAGUGAAACUCUUAGAUGUACAGUAUUGGAACUUCCAUAUGCUAAUCAAGAUUUCUCCAUGUUAAUCCUUCUUCCUGAUCCAUCGAAAGGUGUUGAUUCGUUGAUUCGUCAGUUGAAGCCCAGUCAUUUGGAUGAUAUUGUGUCCAACAUGUUUGACGAUGAAAUUUCCGUCGUUUUACCAAAAUUCAAAGCUGAACAAGAACUGGAACUUGCUGGUCCCUUGUACUCAAUGGGAAUUAAGAAAUUGUUUGACCCACGAUUUGCCGAUUUAUCCGGUUUCUUUCAACCAAAUCCUCCAGCGUCUUCUUCACCUCCAACAGUUUCUAAAAAUGUUAAAAGUAAAAAUUCAACAUAUGAUUUCAAAUUGUCGACAAAAGGAGUCACAGUUAAUUCAGUUGUACACAAAGUAUUUAUUUCAGUUAAUGAAGAGGGAACUGAAGCUGCCGCGUCAACAGCUAUUCUCAUCGCCCGAUCAGGUCGACCUGCUUUUCCAACGCGAUUUGUUGUCAAUCGACCUUUUCUCUUUCUAAUUAGAGACACAGCAACAAAUGUCAUUCUUUUCAUUGGAAUCGUUCGAAGGCCUGGUGAAUAAUUAAUCAGCUAAUUGUUAAUUAAAAUGCUGCAAUCACUUUUCACUCAUCUUCGCCUUCAUCAUCAUCUUGAAACCCAUCAAACAAUUACGACAAAAGAUGACACCAACAUCAUUCAUCAAUAAUCAACAUGUACUUAUCUUCAUCAAUCUUCAUCAUCAUAACAAUUACUUAAUGAUUGACUAAUUUCUUGGUCAAUCUACUGUAAAUCUUAAUUGUGAUCCUACAUAUAAAUACGUUAAAAUUAAACCUUUACAAACGAAACUGCAUGAUUGUUAUGGACAAUUAAACUCAUUGCAAUUGAAAUUUUCCAUUUGUCCUUAUGUAACUAAAUUGUUUAAUUAAGCUACUUUUGUAAUUGACAAUUAGUGACCACCCAACAAUUUAGAGAUUAUGUAAAAAAAAUUACCUUAAUUAUGUUUAAUCUUAUUGUUUUUGUAAAAGGUUAAUCAGAAAUCUCAUUCCCACUAUUUGUGUAUUUCCAAGUAAUUAUUAAUUAUUAAUCUCUCAAAAAUUGUAAUUGAUUUAGAACAAUUUGUUAAUAACUGACGAUUAAUUAAUUUGCAAAUGUGAAAUACUAUUUAUCAAUUUUUGAAAACUUCCAAGUGAUUACCUUAAUUAAAAACAAUCAACAAACA
Molecule: messenger RNA, 2794 nt
Organism: Panonychus citri (citrus red mite)
Lineage: Eukaryota; Metazoa; Arthropoda; Arachnida; Trombidiformes; Tetranychidae
Product: serine protease inhibitor 42Dd-like
Exons: 1
Coding region: 797-2158 (453 amino acids)
Molecular function (GO): serine-type endopeptidase inhibitor activity
Source: RefSeq, a predicted model, not a curated record